Penicillium olsonii is the source of this 1044-nucleotide messenger RNA. NCBI's taxonomy places the organism in Eukaryota, Fungi, Ascomycota, Eurotiomycetes, Eurotiales, Aspergillaceae. The record is from the annotation of a GenBank genome assembly.
AUGGCCCCCGUCAACCUUUCGCAUAGACGAACGCAUAAUUUGCUGUUGAUCUCGAAGCUGUUGAGUCUGCGAGACACUGCAUCGCCGCUCACACUUGUCUUGGACUCGCUGGAGCAACCGGCCACCCCACUUCUGAAAGAAUACAUAAGACGCGCAAAGCUGUCCAAAGUCCACGUCACGCUCAUUGCUUUUGAAACCUUGAAACAGCCAGAGGGAGUAGAUGCCUUUGUAACAACUCGGCGGAAGAGCUCCGCAGAAAUCGCAAAGGAAGUGAGCGCAGUCUAUCAGGCUGUUGCAUCCUCUAACCCUUCCCGCAGGCGUUUGAUUCUCAUUGAUUCAAUUAAUCCUUUACUCCACUCUAGACGAGCGGAUCCGGGUUUCCACUUGCCAUCCUUCCUCGGCUCAUUUCUUGCUCCGACAUCGCCAUCAGCAAAGGUUGACACGUCCCUCGUGGUGACGUACCACCAAGAUGUUCCCGAGCCACCCCAGAAGAGCCCCUAUGCAUCAUCACCUCUGUCACUGUUGACAUAUCUUGCAACGAGUAUCAUCACACUGCACUCUUUCUCGCACAUUCUAGCGCAGAAAGCUGCUCGCGACCGCAGUCUGGCCCCUCCUGUGUUCGGACUCGAAGAAGAACAGGAAGGUGUUCUGCUUGGUCGACUGGACAAAUUGACCGGCACUGGAGCAGCCGAGGGAAUCGUUAUUGAAUUGGAACACAGGCGUAAGAGUGGUCGUGGUGUUUUGGAGUGGUACCUUCUCCCACCCGCCUCACGUUAUUCGCCACAGCAUCUCAAGGAAAUCGUGACCCUACUGGAUGAUAGUAUUCUCUACAAUCCCCCCAUGGAAAGAGACCCAGGGGCCGAAAACGAAGAGCCGACUUCGACGUUCGAGCUCGGUCUUACCGACAAGCAAAGGCGUGACAGAGAAGGGGUGGUUCUGCCGUACUUUGAUGCCCAGAGUGGCAAUGGCCCUGGCGAGGGUGGAAGGAUUCUUUACGAUAUGGGCGAGGAAGAUGAUUUCGAUGAAGAAGAGGAUGAAAUCUAG